CGUUCCCGGUUCCACACCUAGCGCGCCAAAUUGUCGUUAGUUUUUUUUUUUUUUUUAAGCGUACACUGUGUCGUUACACACUUAAAACUACGCGUGCCUACCGAAUUUACGACCGAUGUACGAAAUUGCAAUACCAUAUCAGGCCAACACAGCCGCGUAGAAUAGUUCUGUGUAAGUAUUCGGUGUGUUAUAUUUUGUGUUUCGCGCGCUGUGUGCACGGCGUUGAUUGUGUGCGGCCGGCUAACCAUAGAAGAGAGAGCGCGUGCGCGGGAGACGGCAUACAUUACUACGGUGGAAAAAUCUUCAAAAAUCAAAUUGCUAGAGGUAUUUUCUAAACUUUCAACAUGGAUCUUGGUAUGUUAGACAGUCUUACAUUCUAUCAAGAUUGUAUAGACUUUGACAUGAAAAGCGAUUAUGAUCGAGUGCUUUCCAAUAGUAGUUUUAACUAUGAUGAUUCUCUAUCUUUAAAUGACGACAAUAUGAUGUCUAUGAUGGAUCCACUUAAUUCUGGUCUUUGGCUUAACUCAAAUUCUAAUCAUCAUUUGGACUUCAUUGGAGGAGAUAUUGAGUCUGCAAUUAUGGUCAACCCUAAUUCAGUAAUUCCAUCAUCCGCUGAGGCAGCUGAAAAGAAAAUUAAAGAAGAACCUAUCAUAGAAUUAAGUCCACCCAAAGAAAUUCCUGCUUUAAUUACAAUUAAAAAAGAAGAGACUGUUUUAGAGCCUCAGGAAAUCAUCAUUAAAUCUGAACCGAUCGAAGAACCUAGGAAAAUAGAAAAAAAGCCUAUAGAAGUUACAAAAGUUGAAGAACUGAAACCUAUUCAAAAAGCUAUCCGGUUAUCCGAUCUCCUUAGUCAAACCUCUAGUAAUAGCCAACAAAAAACUGAGAUGAUGACUGUCCGAGUGACGAUGCCUUCAUCAGUGCCUAGUGUAAAAACAACUGUGACAUCAAGGACGGUUCCUGUUUCAUUUGUUAAUAAUAGUAUUGCUGGGCAUUAUAAGAUAGUUAGACCUAAGCAGCAAAUAAAACCAAUUCAAUCUAGAAUCAAUGGUUCUAAGGGUAAUGAUCAUUUGGGUUUAUACCCAAGACCCACAUAUUCCUACUCGUGUUUAAUUGCCAUGGCAUUAAAAAACUCAAGUACUGGUUCCUUACCGGUUUCAGAAAUUUAUAACUUUAUGUGCAAACAUUUUCCAUAUUUUAAGACUGCCAGUAGCGGAUGGAAAAAUUCUGUCCGUCACAAUCUUAGUUUAAAUAAGUGUUUUGAGAAGAUUGAAAAACCAAUAGGAAGUACAGGUGCGCCUAGGAAAGGUUGUCUAUGGACAAUGAAUCCUAGCAAGAUCGCUAAAAUGGAUGAUGAAAUGCAAAAAUGGUCUCGCAAAGAUCCAUCGGCUAUAAAACGUGCAAUGCUCAAUCCAGAACAUUUGGAUGCACUUGAACGUGGUGAAAUGAAUGACAGCUAUGAUCGACGAGAUAGUUACUAUCUAGAUGAUGAGGAAGAAGAGGAAAUCAUCAAUCAGGAAAUGACAACAUCUGAAGAAGAAGACAGGAUUGUUGAUAGCGAUAUAGAAGAAGAAUCAGAUGGUGAUUCAAGGAAUGAUAAAGAUGAUUCUCCAUAUCAAUUGAUAACUUUUGGCUUGGAUGACUUGGCCAAUUUAAAUGAUAUCGGCAAUGAUAUUGAAGAAGAAGAAGAAAUUGAAGAGAGUUCAAAUGAUGGCAGCUUUGGUAUUGAAGCAUCAGAAUACAAAACAAAUUUUGAUGAUUUGAUUUCCGUUCAAGAUUUGCCUAUGACGUAUGUCGUUCAAUCCCAGAAUAAGACUGUGAUCAGUAAUAAACGACCUUAUCAGCAACCAGUGUUCAAAGGAAGCUAUGUGUUGACCAAAAAUGUAACGCCGAGCAUACCGAGUCCUAAACGUAAAUUUAUAAGUAGGCCUAUAUCAAUAUUGAGAAAUAUAUAAGAUGUGGGCAACUCAGCUUGUGUAUAUUAUAAUAAUAUACAACAGGCAUUCACUGAUUACAUGUAAUGAACAUGGGUUUGUGAUACUAAUACUUGAUGUUUUUAUACUAUUAUUUAGUAUUCAAAAACUUUAAAGUUACAAUGGUUGUAUCAUAGCGAAAUAUACGUGAGAAUAGGAUAUGUCAUAACUGAUAAAUUAUUAAACUCAUGAUUUUAAGAUUAAACUAUGUAUUGUAUAAUAAAGGUUGAAAGAUAAUUAACUUAUUUUAACACAAUGAAUCUGCAUUUUACCUUACCAUACUACUAAAUUUAAUGCUUAUUAAGUAAAAAUUGUAUAAAAAAAAAAAGAAAAUGUAAAAAAUAACUGUUUGAAACAUUUUUAGUAUAAGAAGUAAAAAAGUCUUAAUAUUCUCAUCGUAGAUAAAAAAAAUAUUGUAUUUUCUUAUCAAUAAAGAAACAUUAUUCUAGUGUUUUAAAAUUAUCCACUUGUAUUUAUGAGCUCUUGUUUUAACAAAAUAUUACAUAUUUCUUGAAACAAGUGCUUAUAUUUACUAUUAUUUGGAUUUAUGAAUCUUAAAAAUAAAACUAAUGUUUCUUUAAAUUAUAUAUUUAUUAAAUGUAGUUUGUACAAUAGAGAAAUAUUAUGUCUACACGAUAAGAAACAAAACUUAAGAUUUUUUACUUCCUAUGUUUAAAAAUAUUAAGAGAUAACUUUAUCAAAAUAUUCUAUAAUAUCUUUUAUACAAUAUAUAUUGUAUAAAACAUAAUAUAAAACAUUUUAAUGAUAGUUAAAUUAUAAAUUAACGAUUCAGUCCAUCCAUUUUAUUUAAGAAACGUUUUUUUUUUAUGUAAACAAUUUCUAACGACUGUUUAAAAUCAAAAUUAUUUGAAGAAUUUGAUUAUCUUUAAAUCAAUAUUAUUCACAAUUAUUGGUCAAGCUUCUAUUCAUUUUCUUGCAUAAUUUCAAUUAUUUUAAUUCUAAGUAUGCAAAGAUAUAAGGAACUGUAAAGAAGGGGGGUUAUAUUUUUCUGUAUUUUGAUAUUGUGACUACCCUCAAUUAGUAUUGUGAAAAAAUACGGUGGUUUUUGCAGACUAAGUUGUUAAAGAUAUUUAUGUAUUAACAAUAAUUAAAGAUAUCAUUUACCAAUAGGUAGUGUUGUGUUUCCCUUGUUUUAGUAAAAUAAAAACUACCGCCAGUAUCUAUAAAUAUAUAUUGUGUUUAAUAUAUAUAUAUGAUGUGUUUUUCUAUCAACAUUUUUCUACAUUUUAAAAACAAUUUUUUUUUUGUAAAUUUAAAAUUCAGUUAACCAAAUGCAACUGAUUUGUAAUAUGUAAGACAUAUACAAAUGUUCAGUAGUAUAGCAUUUUAGAUAAUUCAAUUUUAUAAGUAUAUAUUAAGUAAAUAGGAUUAUUAUUAUAGUAGUUUAAUCAGUGUCGGAUAAAUUAUUUUGUAAAUAUGAGUUCGUUUGUGACUGUCGGCCAGAUGUGUACCAUAGUACAAAUUGCAUUUAUAUUGUUUAUAAUAAAUUAUUUUUUUUUAUUUUAUAACUUAUGAUUAUAUAUAUUUACUUCUAUAUUUGUACUUGUUUUUGCUAAAUAUUUUCAUCUGUCCGAUGUGUCAAUUCUAUCAAAUAACUUGUCAUUAAAAAAAAGUUUACGUGGUACUUUAUUUUUAUUUUUUCAUUCUACAUACAAAUAUACUGAUUUAAGGUUAAAAAAUAACAUAUUCUUAUUUUUUAAAAUAUUUUAAAUAUUUAGAUCUAUCAAAUGAAUCAUU
Messenger RNA from Adelges cooleyi (spruce gall adelgid), 3728 nucleotides. It is a transcript of the gene jumu, whose product is annotated as forkhead box protein P1. Gene Ontology annotation, biological process: regulation of transcription by RNA polymerase II. The transcript is spliced from 5 exons. Bases 345 to 1952 code for a protein of 535 amino acids. The record is from RefSeq and is a predicted model, not a curated record. Gene Ontology annotation, molecular function: transcription cis-regulatory region binding; DNA-binding transcription factor activity, RNA polymerase II-specific. NCBI's taxonomy places the organism in Eukaryota, Metazoa, Arthropoda, Insecta, Hemiptera, Adelgidae.